Lagopus leucura (white-tailed ptarmigan) is the source of this 2707-nucleotide messenger RNA. It is a transcript of the gene SSX2IP, whose product is annotated as SSX family member 2 interacting protein. The transcript has 15 exons. The record is from RefSeq and is a predicted model, not a curated record. NCBI's taxonomy places the organism in Eukaryota, Metazoa, Chordata, Aves, Galliformes, Phasianidae. Bases 283 to 1965 code for a protein of 560 amino acids.
UGUUAGUUGCAGUGGGAUGGCUCUGCCACUCUGUUCAGCCAUGUGAAAUUGGCCCCCAGAUCCUCCAAGGUCUUGUUCAUCACUGGAACAAGUGUCACUGCCAAUAGGCAAAGUAGUGUCUGGCAGGCACUGGGUCAUUACAGAUAUUUGGGUUUCUCUCUCUGAUGGAUCCAACAGAAGCCGAAUGAGUAUGAGAUGGCUACGUAACGCACAUUGCCAGGAGUUGUACUAAAUACUUCACUGCUGAACGGGUUGCUCAGGUACCCUGCCUGUUUUGUUGCUAUGGGAGAUUGGAAGACUGUAACUGUGCCAGUGCUGUCAUCAGAUAGCAAAAAUAUAUUUCAAUAUACCUCAGAGAAAAGGAUAUCUCCCCCAAACAUGAACUCUCAAGUGCUACACUUGUCACUGCCUUCAUCCAAAAGCAUGCACAGCUUUUUCAGUGCCUUCUGCACGGAAGAGAAUAUUGAGCAGAGUAUAUCCUAUCUCAAUAGGGAAUUGACAACACUGGGCUUUCCUUCUAUUUAUGCAGAGUCCAAAGGAAAGGAAUUAAACUUAAUAUCUAUCAUAAAUUGCAUGAAUGAAUUGCUUGUACUGCAGCAUAAGAACCUUCGAGCUCAGGAAGAAGUAGAAAUGCAGCAUCUGAAACUGGGUAGUGAUAUGGAUCACUUACAGAACUGCUAUGCUAAAUUAAAGGAGCAGUUGGAGUUAUCCAAAAGGGAAAUAGUUGGCCUUCAGGAAAGAGACAGACAACUGCAAAGCAAGAACAGGAAUCUGCACCAGUUACUUAAAAACGAAAAGGAUGAAGUUCAGAAGUUACAAAACAUAAUUUCAAGUAGAGCUACGCAGUAUAAUCAUGAUAUGAAGAGGAAAGAGAGAGAAUACAAUAAAUUAAAGGAACGCUUACAUCAAUUGGUCAUGAACAAAAAGGACAAAAAAAUAGCUAUGGAAGUUCUAAAUUAUGUUGGUAGAGCUGAUGGGAAGAGAGGUGCAUGGAGGACUGAUAAGACGGAAGCCAGAAAUGAAGAGCAAAUGUACAAAGUUCUGCUAAAUGACUAUGAGCAACGCCAAAAACAACUUUUAUUGGAAAAUGCUGAGCUGAAAAAAGUUCUUCAGCAAAUGAAGAAAGAGAUUAUUUCACUUCUUCCACCACAGAAACAAAAACCUAAAGAAAGGUCUGAAGAUGGGCCAGUACUUUCAGACUUGGAGGAGGACACUGGAGAGUUAAAUAAAGAGAAUAUGUGGGAACUGUCAUGUGAAACUGUGCGAGAGCAGCUUACCAACAGCAUUAGAAAACAAUGGAGAAUGUUGAAAAAUCAUGUUGAAAAGCUGGAUAACCAAGUGUCACGUGUGCAUUCAGGAGCUUUGAAUGACAAAGAUGUAAUCUCAAGGGAAGACCAUGAGCUGGAAACUGAAAAACUAGAGUUAGAAAUUCAGCAAUGUAAAGAAAUGAUCAAAACUCAGCAACAACUUUUACAGCAACAGCUUAUGUCUCCAUGUGAUGAUGACACCACUCUGUUACUACAGGACUGCUAUCUUCUGGAAGAAAGAGAGCGUCUUCAGGAAGAAUGGAGACUAUUUCAAGAACAAAAAAAGAAUUUUGAGAAGGAACGAAAAAGUUUUACAGAAGCUGCUAUUAGAUUAGGACUAGAGAGAAAAGCAUUUGAAGAAGAUAGAGGAGCAUGGUUGAAGCAACAGUUCUUAAGUAUGUCUACCGAUUACAAGCACUCUGAAAAUGUGACAACUCCAAGUGCCUUCAUAGGAACUUCUGACCAAGACAAUCGGCUAGUGAACUCAAUGUCUCAGCAAAGAAAGCCUCACUGUAUGGUGAGUGGUCCUGUUUCAGCUGAAUCCUGCCAGACUUCCCAGUGUAUUUCACAUAACAGUUUCAAUGCUGCAUUAAAAAAACCUGCUGGUGACAGCGAGCCAAAUCAGUGGGAGGAAAGUGAGAAGGAAGAAACUGAGUAAUGCACAGUCCCAGGAAGACUCUGAAGCUGGCACUCUGCUAUGUAGAAACUUGCACAUAGAACAACUGCCUUAGACUUUCUAGGGUUGCCUGCUGUUUUGUUAGAGAUGUUCAUAAACUUACUGUUCUGAAGUGUAACAGGAUGCUGUGAGUUUGAUCAUUCUUCUGAAGGGUUAUGUGGUAGGCUGAGCUGUGAUGUGUAUGUAUGUGUGUGCACAUGGCUUUUAAUUUUUUUAGACCAUUUCUUGCCUCUUUUUUUCUUGCAGCUCUUGAAAGAUGCUUAUUUAAAAGUAUAUUAAAGCUUUGGUAUUUUUCUAGUAACAGAAGCUGUGAUUCUGUGAAUGAAGCUAUGGUCUGAAACUUUGGCUGUAAUGAAAUAUUGGAUCUUAAUGUUUUUUUUUCAUCACAGACAGAGAUAGCACUUUUAGGAAUGGUUUAAUUAUUGGAAACACUCAUUAUGAGAAACAUCUCAAGCAUAACUGGCAUUAAAACUUCUUUUGCCUCAACUUGAAUGUACAGUAUACUGUAGAUUUUUAACAAAACAAGUUCUAUAUUUAUUAAUUUGUGUGAUUUGAAAAUACCUCUUUGAUAUUUCAGAUGACCUAAAGCGCGAAAUCUUUAUAUAUUUGUAAAUAGACAAAAUGAUUAUGCUGAGAAACCAUGGAAUGAAAUGCAUACAUCCAUAGUAUUAUUUUACGUGGUAUUUUAAAUUGUUUUAUAGUGAUACUCUGUUUACAGAUGCAU